Parastagonospora nodorum SN15 is the source of this 792-nucleotide messenger RNA. RefSeq lists its product as hypothetical. The record is from RefSeq and is a predicted model, not a curated record. NCBI's taxonomy places the organism in Eukaryota, Fungi, Ascomycota, Dothideomycetes, Pleosporales, Phaeosphaeriaceae. The transcript is spliced from 3 exons. Bases 1 to 792 code for a protein of 263 amino acids. Gene Ontology annotation, molecular function: oxidoreductase activity. Gene Ontology annotation, cellular component: cytosol.
AUGGCCCAACGCCUCAAGGGCAAGACGAUUGUAAUCACGGGCGCUUCGAGUGGAAUUGGACGAUCUACAGCCGUCGAAUUCGCAAAGACGCAGCCAGACGAUCUCAAGCUCAUCCUCACUGCACGUCGGGAAGACACGCUCAAGGAAGUCGCCAAAGAAAUUGAAAGUUUUGCCAAGGGCGUCAAGGUCCUGCCUGUGAAGCUGGAUGUCAGCAAUAUAUCCGAAGUUGAGGCUUUUGUUGGGAAGUUACCAGCGGAGUUCAAGGAUGUGGAUGUUCUGGUAAAUAAUGCUGGCCUAGUCAAAGGCGUCGCCCAAGCCCCCUCCAUCUCCCCCGCCGACAUCAACACAAUGUUCUCCACAAACGUCACCGGCCUAAUCGCCAUGACCCAAGCCAUCCUGCCCAUCCUCAAAGCCAAAGACGCCGGCGACAUCAUCAAUAUCGGUAGCAUCGCCGGCCGCGAGCCCUACCAAGGCGGCUCCAUCUACUGCGCAACAAAAGCCGCUGUCCGGUCCUUCACGGACGCCAUGCGCCGCGAACUCAUCGCCACGCGCGUCCGCGUCAUCGAGAUCGAUCCGGGGCAGGUGGAGACGGAGUUUAGCGUCGUGCGGUUUGGCGGGGAUAAGGACAAGGCGAAGAAGGUGUAUGAGGGCGUGGAGCCGCUGACGCCCGAGGAUAUUGCCGAAAUAGUGGUUUUUGCGGCGGGCAGAAGGGACAAUGUCGUGCUCGCGGAUACGCUGGUGUUUCCGAAUCAUCAGGCGGCGGCGACAGUUAUGCACAGGAAGACGCAGUGA